Molecule: messenger RNA, 7928 nt
Organism: Biomphalaria glabrata
Lineage: Eukaryota; Metazoa; Mollusca; Gastropoda; Planorbidae
Exons: 9
Coding region: 160-3696 (1178 amino acids)
Molecular function (GO): NAD+ poly-ADP-ribosyltransferase activity
Source: RefSeq, a predicted model, not a curated record
GGUCUACAACCAGGAAGCAGCUCAAAUAAAUGAAUGUUUUUCUAAAAAAAAAAUAUAAAAAGACGUAGAAGACCAUCUAUAUAUAUAUAGAUCUAGACAUUAGAGUAGUACACUAAGUAGUCAAGUCUAGAUCAGAUCCGUGACAGUCGAGCCUCGAAGAUGGAUUUAUUUUCAACUAUAUUACCUAUGUUGUCAAAUCUUUCUACAAUGCCAGAUGGGUCCGAUGGGAACACUCCAACUCCGAUUAUUAUUGAAUCUGAUGAAGAGUCUGAUGAUGAUAUUGUCUUAGUGAAAGAAGAGAAAAUAGCUCAUGUUACUGACAAAGAUGAUGAUGUCAUAUUUAUAUCAAAAGAGGAACCAAGAAGAAAAGUUUCUAAGGUGAAGUCUAAAGAUCAAUUCAACUCUUCUUGUGGCAAUAAAUCUUCUUUAGUUGUUCCAGUAACUCAACAAAUCCUUUCUUCUCCUUCCAAUGAUGAUGCUCUCAAAGUCUGUGCUGAUCAAGAUGUUUGUGUUGAUGCUGACCAAAGUCCACAAUUAGUCCAAACUGAAGAGCUGUGCACUGUCCUGCCACUGGGAAGUAACUCUUUCAGAUCUCUGCCUAAAAUGAAGAUUGUUAAGAUGGAUACUGAGAGAACUUCACGGAAAUGGAACAUUGUUCAAAACAAUAAGCAUGAUGGUGUUUCUACUUUAGAUGUAACAACUGUGAAUAAAAAUGGCCAUCAAUUAGAUACAAAUGCUAACUGCUAUUGUUCCAUUAAAAAACAAACAUCUCUGGAGUGUGGUGACACACAAAUCCAGUUCUGUUGUCAACAUAGAAUACAAUCAUUACAAAGUCUUAGCCCACUGUCUUUCUUGCCUGGAACUAGCAAAGACUCAGUCCAUCAAGAUUCUGAGUGCACUAGGAGUCUGAAGAAAUGUCUACAAACCAAAGGAAGUCAAUGCGCUGUGAGAAAACAUUCCCAUAAAUACUCUAGCCGAUUGAGUUAUUCCAAUCUCUCUUCUCUAAAUAAAGUGUGGGAUUAUAGAAAAAUUCAUCAUAGGCCCCUUAUGCCAUAUAAAACUUUGGAUAGUUCGUUCAAAACUAGAAAUGUUCACAAAAGUAUUUUUUUGUCAAACAGACCACUUGUCAUUCAUCUGGCCAAGAAAAUUAAGCAUCAGUAUAUUGUGAGAAAAAAACUUAAUGCUUCGCAACACAAAUCAAAAUAUAUGCAAAUUGAGAAUGCUUUGAAUAUUAAAUGGCCAGAAGACGAGAAGCUGGCCAAGUGGAGAGUGGUUGCUCCAAGUACUUCAGAACGAGUCAGACUAAAGCUGAUUAAAGUGGCACCAUCUCUGUCCAGUCAUCUGAGAACACAAGACAUGGCCCAGCAGGAUGUCCAGAGGGGGAAACAGAAAGAUGUCUUCAAACAGAAAGAAGAUUUCUUGGAAGUACAAGAACAGGAAGACAAAGAAGAGAACAAAACAUUACAUUUAGUUUCCAACUGCAUGAAAAACAAAAUGAUGUCACCUGCAGAGAAUGGGAGGUCACCUGGGAAGAAAGGGAGGUCACCUACAGAGAAUGGGAGGUCACCUGGGAAGAAAGGGAGGUCACCUAUAAAGAAAGGGAUGUUGCCUUUAAAAAAUGAGCUAUUGGCUGUAAAGAAAGAGGUGCUAUGUUCUCAGUGUACAAUUCUUCACACAAACUUUUCCAAAUGUGAGAAUGGACAUUUUGUUUGUGGCACUUGUUUAGAGAUUCAGGUGAAGCAGAUUCUUUCAGGCACUACUAAGCACCAACAAGUAAAAUGCCCAGCUCGCACUUGUAAUAUAGUUUUGUCCUAUGAUGAAUUAAAACAGAGCUUGCCACCAUUAGUGGUUGAUAUUAUAGAGGAAAAGUUUGAUAAGGCCUACUUGCAAUACAUCAGACAGUGGAUGUUCAGUGAUGAGAAACUCAAGUCUAGAUCUGAAUUUGCUGCUUGUGAAAGUCUCGGAUCAACUGAAACACAGCCAGCACCAAGUUUUGUAGCUGCUGGGACACAACAAGAAACACUGAACCCAAUGAAAACAGCAGCUGAGGAGAGUCUGCCCAAAUAUUGGUUAUCUAUGGAGCAAGAUAAUCCUGUCAUGGUGUAUGAAGUAACUCCAGACACUGAGGAAUAUAAUAACCUUGCAUUUCCCUUUCAUGAAACAUUGGAAUUUCCUCAUUAUGACAUUGUUAGGAUCUUACGUAUACAAAAUUUAAUUCUAUGGAAAUACUUUGCUCUAAAACGAAGUGAAAUGGUUCAAGAAAAUGAUGGUCAAGAUGUGACAGAACUACACCUUUUCCAUGGGACUCAUAGAACUUAUGUUGAAGCCAUUGCUAGAAAAGGUUUUGACUGGAGAUUAAGUGGCAAACAUGGCACAGUGUAUGGAUGUGGUUCGUACUUUGCUAAAGAAUCCAGAUAUUCUCAUAGUUAUACAGACAGAGGAGGCAAUGGAGUCAGUGUCAAGUUGUCAGCAAGCUCAAAUGCUCAGAUGAACAACAGGAAUCUACUAAGGCCUUACCCUAACUCUCAAGUCAGCCUUAAUACUUUGAUUCAUAAACAGAUUCGUAGCAUUAUUAUGGGUAAUCCAUCCCCAACUGUUCAGGUAGCCAAUAAGAGCCAAUGCUACUUUCAGAGUCCACCUGUUACUUCUCAGUCUAUUGGUAACAAAGUUCAAAACUAUUCUCAAAAUAUGACAGUCAGCAAUAUUAAAAACAAUUCUGUGAUACAGCCAAGUCAUUUUUCAUCCAUUGCAGGAGUGUCUUAUGGCUCAACCUCCCUAAAUUCUAUCCAGAAUAGACAAGAGGGAAUGACUCCUUUAAAUCUUGUCCAGAAUGCGCUUUAUGGCUUGACCCCACUAAACUCUACUCCAAAUACACAGCAAUGCUUGAGCACAGUAAAUUCUAUCCAGAAUGCACCACAAGGCUUUCGCUCACUAAACCCUAUUCAGAAUGUACAGCAAGGCUUAAGCUCACAAAACCCUAUUCAGAAUGUACAGCAGGGCUUAAGCUCACAAAACCCUAUUCAGAAUGUACAGCAGGGCUUAAGCUCACAAAACCCUAUUCAGAAUGCACCACAAGACUUGAGCUCUAUAAAUGCACAGCAAAGCUUGACCAUGCUAAACCCUAUCCAGUAUGCACAGCAAAGCUUGACCAUGCUAAACCCUAUCCAGUAUGCACAGCAAAGCUUGACCAUGCUAAACCCUAUCCAAAGUACUCAGCAAGACUCUCUAAAUACUAUCCAGAAUACACAGCAAGGUUUUAACUUAAGUCCUGCUCAAAGUACACAACAUAGUUUAACCUUGCCAAACCCUAGACAGAAUAUACAUUUAGCACAAAGACAGCAAAACCCUGGCAAGCUAACACAUCUGGACAUAUCUAACAGAAAUGAAUCUGAAUCUGUGUCGGACCAAAGUUCAUCUCUCUCACUCUCCACUGGCACUUCAGAUCUUGGAUCAGUGUUAAGCAAAAAUGUCAAAGCUGAUACUCAUUCAAUGUUUGUGGCCAGAGUUUUAGUUGGACAUACUGCUAGGGGUUCAGCUGGUUUGAGACGACCACCACCUCUAAGUGAAAACUGUCCUUUAGGAAAAUGUUUUGAUUCCUGUGUUGAUAAUGUCCACUCACCAAAUAUAUAUGUUAUAUUCGAUAGUAACCAAUCUUACCCUGAAUAUCUUAUUGAAUACACUUGUACUAGUAUCUAGCUUCAACAUGUUGUCAAUGUGGGUGGACUCAUUCAGUGUCUACAAUAUGAACAAAAAAUGUUUCUAAUUACCUCAAUAUUUUACACAAGUCACAAGAGAUUAUUUUCACAGCAGAUAUUUCAUUACGAUUGAAGUCAACAUUCAUUGAAAUCUUUUAUAUGUAACUUGCAACACACAUUAGAAAACCUAGAUCUAGUUACUUUGAAGAUAUUUUAAAUUAGUUUGAGAAAAGAACAAUAUGUAGAAUAUGGUACAGUUCAUUUUUUAAAUGUUUUUGUAUUUGUGAUCAACAUGAAUAGAAUAUUACUGCUCUAUUAAAACACUUUUAUUUUUCACUGGGAUUGUAGAAACAUAAAUUUAUGAAACUUUUUGUCCUUUUUGCUUUUUAUUUUAUAUCUUUUAACAAAUUUUCAAAAAACUUUCAAAAAGUAAUGCUUGUAAAGAAUGAGAAGUCAACCUGGUUCAAACAUUAAGAAAAUUAAAAAAAAGAAAGUAUUCAAAAGCUAGAACAGUAUAUAUAUAUUUUUGGACAAGAUAUUAGGACAGGGGUUCUCAACUUGUAGGUCGCGACCCCCCCCUUGGGGGUCAAAUGGCGAUUUUCCAGAGAUAGCCUAAGGCCAUCAAAAAUAUGUUGUUUUUUUUCUAUUUUAGUGCGUCAAACAUGACAUUGUGCAAUGUUUUUCUAUUGGUUUGAAGUAACUUUUUCUUUUUGUCAUUUGAGUAUAUAUGUCGCAGACAACUGAAUUAUGUUUUUAAACAUUUUAAUUGUCAUAGUGUAAAUAUUUUUAUGUUUAAGUUAAUGUAACUUGAAACAAAACGCAAUGUUACUCCACUGUGGAAUUAAAGAUAUUUUUUCUAUGGCAAAGAUUUACCCAUGUCAAGACAUAAUUGAAAAGUACAUUUGCUUUAGUUUUAGAUAGUUUAUACAGUUUUAAAUUACAUUUUUUAAAGGUAAUAUUUUAAUUAUGGAACAUCUGUGUGGUUAUACUUCAAUAGUUAAAGCAGGAUUGAAAAAAGGUGUGUCAUUUGUAACAAAGUUCUAUUAGCCGAAUCUAUAUAGCCGAAAUAACUAGCAUGAUUUUGAUAGAAAGCAGCCAAACUUUGCUGGCAAGAAUACCCAGUAUUUUAGAAGUAAGGUUAGGUAGAUAAAUGAUGGUGUAUUAAAGUAUUUAAAUCUUUUCGAAAAUCUUAGUGCUGUCUGCACAGAUGGUCUCCUAGUAUGCUUUGAUGUCAGUCUUGAUUUCAACGUCUGCUACAGAAUGAGUCACUAAAAGUUAACGGAACUCUGUAUUAUUCAGCAAUGAAGACCCACGAGAAUUAAAGAAUCAAUGAAAAACUUCACUGCAAGAAUUUGUCUGAAAAAAUUCAUUCAAUCCUUCAAAAUAAAACUUCAACUUAAGUAUAGAAAAUAAUCCUUGUUGCAACCUUAUCUGCUCUAUGAGGGAAAAUGUUAUUGAACCUGAUGAGCAGAUAAAAUUAUAAAUUUCUAUGAAAGAAAUUUUUCACAUAUGCUUGCGGAUGAAAUUUCAUACUUUCCAAAUCUACCAGAUAUAAAUUUUUUGCACUUUCCAGAAGACCAUUCACAGUUAAAAUUGAAAAUGUUCUAGAGACAUGAGAACAUUUUUUUUAAACCCAAUAAUAGCUAUGCAGCGAAAAAUGAUUACUCUUCAUUGUCAGUUACACAAAUCUGGAUAAUGUCUUUGCAGUCCUAUUUUUUUUUUGUCUGUGACAUGCCUUCUUAUUACAUUUUCAAUGACAUAAUAUUUGCAAAUCUGGUUUUCCACCCUGUUGUUUAUCUUGUCUGAAUACAGAAGUAGACUUUCAAUCUUGAAAAGACAGCUCCAGAUUAAGCCGAAACAAGAUCAACCUUCUCCCUGAUGUUGGCUUGUUUUCACAAACAUUAAUGUAGCAAUAUAGUUUCCUACUGUGUAAUGGUCCGCCAUACCACGCUUUUCAAAUUGUCUCCUAAGAAUGAGAGUUUGAAUAGAGAAUAGAAACGUAAAUAAAUGUAAAUUCAUUUUGUUUGUAAUUUAAUUAUAAGUAAACAUAUCUUGUAAUUUAUUUAUAUUUAUUUUUAUUUAUUAGAUAAAAUAUACUUCAUAUUAUUUCAUGAUUAAACAAAAAAUUGACAAUGUAGAUCAGAUACUAAAAUUAUUGUAAUGAUUUAGUAUCGUUAUCAAAAGCACAGUUACUUAGGCUUAUGAACAAAAAUAAUUUUAAGGUUGCUGGUUGCCGCAUAGUGCAGAACUGUAAAAGGGACGCGGCGCUAAAAAGGUUAAGAACUGCUGCAUUAGAAUGUGAUCCAAGUUACAGAUGAUGCUUAGCAGUUUUUAUAAUAUGAUGAAAAUGGUUUGGCCAUGCUUGAAUGUAGAUCUAGCUACCGAUAAGUGAUUGCAAUAAUUAACAUCAGUACUUUACUUCUAGGUUUUCUCUUGAUUUUGUUUCAAGAUAUUUUCUUAUGUACAUAAUAAAAGUUUUUCUUUUUGUGAGUAUGUAGAAUAAUAUUUUCCUGCAAAGUUUUUACUGCCAGUGUUUAAUAAAUGAACAGGCACAUCAAAGACAACAUUAAAACAUUGGAUCUAAAAUUUUUUUCAAAAAAUUACUCUCAUGCUUUUUAGUGCAAAUACAUACAUACAAUUUUAGACACCAGUAGUGAUUAUCUUUAUCAUUAUAACCUAUUUGAUACCCUAACAAUAUAACAAAAGAGAUUUAUGGUCAAUCUUUAUCUUUAUUUGUUUAAGAAUAUUGUCAAUGAUAAAAAGCUUUACAAUUUAAAAAAGAAUUGAUUUUUAAAAGGUUGCACUUAAUCUUGGACAGUAUUAAAAAAAAAUGUUCACUCUAAGUGAAGCUAUUGGUUUCAUAUGCUGUCACUGUGAAUCAAAACAAAACAAAAUAGUAUCAAAACAGAAAUUGUGAAAUCAAAUCAGAGAUUUGGGCUGGCCUGAGAGUUACUGACAUUUGAAGAUGGUGGAAUUCAAACUGCUAGGAGUUUUGGAUUUAUAGACAGAUGUGAGUGUUAAUGUUAAUAUAUGCAAUAAUUCUUAUAAAAAAAUAAAAAUAAUCAAGAUGAUUAAAAUUGUUGUAUAGUUUGAUUCAGGGGUGUGGUGGCUGAGUGGUAAAGCAGCUUCCUAACAAGAGGUCUUGGGAUUUGAAUCCUGGUGAAGACAGGGAAUUGAAUUUCUGGAUUUUUAGGGCGUUCCUGACAUUAUUUGGGAAACGCAAAGGUCGUUGGUCAUUGUAUUAGUCACGUAACACCCUUGUUAACAUGGGCCACAGGAACAGAUAACCUUUACAUCAUCUGCCCAAUAGAUUACAAGGUCUAAAAGGGGAACUUAAGUUUUUACUUUCUAUAGUUUGAUUCACUUUUUUAAGUAUACGACUUGCACUUAUUUAUUCCACUGGGAAUGCAACAUCCACAAUAGUAAAGAUACAUUUAGACAUUCAGUCUUUUGUUCUAGAAAUAGGAUAACAUAUAGUUUGUAAGUGCUUGAUGAAGAAUUAAAAAUGGCCUUAAAAAAAAUUAUAAAAUAAUUAUUGCCCUCCCCUUUUCAUUGGAAAACUUUGAAUGAUAAGUAAAUCUUAAUAACAAAAUGUGUAAAAGCCUAAAUACGCAUGUCUUUUUUAUUUUUUUUUUCAGUAGUCAAUUUAUGUUCAGUAGAAUGUUAUUUAUCCAAAUUAAUUUGAAUCAGGGUCAAUAUUAUUAUAAAAUGUCCAAUUCACCAACAAUAUAAAGACAAUUUAUAUUGCAGUAUACAUAAACAUAAAAUUGAAUUGAAAUAUAUAUGGGUAAAAAGCAUUACACGUAGUAGCCUACCAUUAUUAAGAGAAAAAAUUGCUGAUCUUUCGCUGCACAUCAACAAGACCACCACUUAUAUACUUUACAAUAAAAACUAAGUCCGGAUAUAUGAUGCUCUACUGAAUACAUUUAGAGUUUUGUUCAGAAGUAGACUUAUCAAAGACUUGUGUUUUUAUCCUUUAAAAAAUGUACUUUUCAUUUUAAUUACUUUAAAUAAAUAUUGAUAAUAAAUAUGAAUCAUAUGUUGGUUUUAAAAACCUACUGUAUAUAUUGGUAUGAAUAUUUGAUCAUUAAACUGCUUUGGUUUAUGUAAUCAUGUUUUUGUUUAGUUUCUGAUUGAAACCCAACAACUGUACAGUUAGCCUUACUUGAAAUCAAUGCAACUAUUUAUCUUGUACUAUUCCAAGAAUAAAAUGAAAUGUUAUUCAUUGUUUUA